GGGGUGAUGGAAAAUGGUGAAGAAAUAGCAGUGAAGAAGCUGGCACCUGGUUCCACACAAGGCAGAGAAGAGUUCUCAACUGAAGUCAGACUAUUAUUGAAGCUACAACACAGAAAUCUUGUACGGCUGUUCGGGUGUUGUGUUGAAGGAGAAAAUAUGAUGUUAGUUUACGAAUACCUACACAACAAGAGUCUUGACCGCCUCAUCUUUGAUAAGAGCAAAAGUGCAUUGCUAGACUGGACAAAGCGUUACAACAUCAUAAUUGGUGUGGCACGGGGGCUUCUUUAUCUUCAUGAAGAUUCACAACUUAGAAUCAUACAUAGAGAUAUCAAAGCAAGCAACAUCUUACUUGAUGGAUUGAUGAAUGCAAAAAUAUCAGAUUUUGGUCUGGCGAAGCUAAUUAACGACGAACAAACCCAUCAUAGAACACAGCGGAUUGUGGGAACAUUUGGUUAUAUGGCUCCAGAAUAUGCAAGCAGAGGCUUCAUGUCUUCCAAGAUUGAUGUCUUCAGCUUUGGUGUGUUGAUAUUAGAAAUCAUAAGUGGAAGAAAGAAUUAUGACAUGGAAUUUGAUGAGCAAGACUGGGAGCUCCUGAAACUUGCAUGGAGACUAGAAGAAGAAGGGCGGCUAACAGAUUUGGUAGAUGUCACUAUUGGUUCUUUCCCUCUAGAUCAUGUAUUGAAAUGCAUUCGCAUUGGGUUAUUGUGCUGUCAACGAUCUAUACGAGCUCGGCCAACCAUGUCUUCUACAAUUUUAAUGCUCUUAAAUGAUUCAGCAACAAUGUCAAAUGGAGGAACGCAUGACUACCAGAAUAUAAGUGACCGUGUCAGCCCACACAACAACAGCAAUGCCCCUGCAAACCCGGAAAAUGGGUCUUUCUCUAUGAAUUCUAUUACUUUUUCAUCAGCAAAUGGUAGGUAA
Messenger RNA from Vitis vinifera (wine grape), 921 nucleotides. Its product is annotated as cysteine-rich receptor-like protein kinase 44. The transcript has 4 exons. The record is from RefSeq and is a predicted model, not a curated record. Gene Ontology annotation, molecular function: protein kinase activity; ATP binding. Gene Ontology annotation, biological process: protein phosphorylation. The coding region runs from base 7 to 921 and encodes 304 amino acids. Lineage: Eukaryota; Viridiplantae; Streptophyta; Magnoliopsida; Vitales; Vitaceae.